AUCUUUGCCUCAGUCCUUCCAGAAGCCUUCUGAUCUUCUUCCUUUCACCAUCACUGCUACUCAUUACUCAACACAACAAAACCGAAAAGCAAAAAGCCAGGGAAUUUAGACGAUUCUGCACCUCAACAGAGGAUAUUCAAGGGAUCCAGAAGAAAGAUGAAUAUUGGUGGUGGAAUCCAGAAUAAUCGCCGGCCUGAACUGGACUUUCUUCCGCCGGGGUUCAGAUUCCACCCCACCGACGACGAACUGGUGCUUCACUAUCUCUGCCGGAAGUGCGCUUCCCAGCCCAUCUCCGUUCCCGUUAUCGCCGAAAUUGAUCUCUACAAGUUUGCCCCAUGGCAACUUCCCGAGAUGGCGUUGUACGGCGAAAAAGAAUGGUACUUUUUCUCGCCGAGGGACCGGAAGUAUCCCAACGGUUCGCGGCCGAACAGGGCAGCCGGGUUGGGUUACUGGAAGGCAACCGGAGCCGAUAAGCUCGUCGGCAAGGCACAGGGGAUAAAGAAAGCCCUAGUUUUCUACGCCGGAAAAGCUCCCAGAGGAAUAAAGACCAACUGGAUAAUGCACGAGUACCGUCUCGCUAACGUCGACCGGUCCGCCGGCAAGGGACACAAUCUGAGGCUUGAUGACUGGGUUCUAUGCCGGAUAUACAACAAGAAAGGCAUUCUUGAAAAGUAUGAGAAUGUCGUCGCCGGGGAAAUCGCCGACGACCAGAAGCCCAAAAUCACCGGAUUUUCACCAAAUGAGAUGUUAGCGCCACCGCAGAGUGAGUACUUGCAUUGGCACACAGACUCAAGCUCCUCCUCGGACCAAAUGCUGUCUUCGCCGGACAAGGAAGUCCAGAGCGGUUCAGGAUGGGAUGACCUCGAUUUUCAGCUGAACAAUUUCAUGGCAGCCUUCCCCGCCGGCGACCCAUUCAAUGAACACUUCAAUUCUUUCCCAGACAUGCUCUUUCCAUCGCAGUAGUAGUCCUAAACACAAACAUCUCCAUUCUCCACAACAAUUCGUUUAAUUUAGCCAAGUAUCACUCAAUUCAUUCUUUAAUUUAUAAACCAAAAAUAAUUCCUGAUAGAUACCCCAAGUAGGGUACCUUGUAAGAGUAUACUCCGGUGGUCGGGAUUCACAGUUUGACUUCAGAGAACAUGAAUCCAGUUGCUUGAAUUGGACCCUGCUGAGGCAUCCAUUCGAUAGGAAAGAGACAAGGUGGUUUGGAAGCUUUCCUAAGUCUUAAUUUAUUAAUUUCUUCUUUCUUUGCUUUCAAAGGCACAUAAAUCUUGUAUAAAGGUAGACAGAUUGUAACAUGUUUAAAAUUCUAUUCUAUUGCAAUUAUUUUGUCAACUUUCGCUC
Molecule: messenger RNA, 1344 nt
Organism: Ipomoea nil (Japanese morning glory)
Lineage: Eukaryota; Viridiplantae; Streptophyta; Magnoliopsida; Solanales; Convolvulaceae
Product: NAC transcription factor 32-like
Exons: 3
Coding region: 157-963 (268 amino acids)
Biological process (GO): regulation of DNA-templated transcription
Molecular function (GO): DNA binding
Source: RefSeq, a predicted model, not a curated record